Messenger RNA from Trichoderma reesei QM6a, 1390 nucleotides. Its product is annotated as GPCR, PTH11-type. The record is from RefSeq and is a predicted model, not a curated record. NCBI's taxonomy places the organism in Eukaryota, Fungi, Ascomycota, Sordariomycetes, Hypocreales, Hypocreaceae. The coding region runs from base 263 to 1390 and encodes 375 amino acids. The transcript has 8 exons.
UUCUGUUUUCGGCGCAUUACUGUCUUGCCCUUUUGCCGUCCGGAAUACAUACAUAUCAAGUUAUGCGCCUCCGCUCCCCUGGGUUUCCUGGAUCGUGCGUCUAACACGCACCGCUGAUCUGCUGCUGCUGCUGCUGCUGCUGCUGCUGCUUCCCGAACUGCUGCAGAUUCCUGCUUCCACUCUUUUGAACACAGCUCAGUGACCGAAACCCAAGACUUCAAACGAGCUCUCUACUCGGAAGGUUGCAAGAUCCAGGGCAAUCAUGACUUCGCAAUGGCUUGUUGGCGGGAUGCCGCCGCCCCCGGGAGUCGAGCCCAACUUUAUCGAUCCGUAUGACCAUAUGUCGGAGAACAUUGCGCUGCACUCGACCUUAUUGACGAUAACCACGCUGGCCGUGGGCAUGAGGCUGUACACGCGCGCUAUCAUCACAAAGGCCAAGCUGGGCGUGGACGACUACUUUUGUGUGAUAUCAUACUGUUUGGUUGUUGGGUUUUCGGUAUUCAUGUUUCUUUGUUACAACAAAGGCAUCGGGCGCCAUCUAUGGAAUGUUCCCGUUCAAUAUGUCGUAGAUAUGCUAAAGUUCUUCACCAUCGGCUCGUACAUCUACUUACUCGCCUCGGGCUGCGUCAAACUCACAUUCCUCUUUUUCUACUACCGCAUCUUUGCGGGAUCUACUAGGAUGCGCUAUCUCAUCAUUGCCGGCAUCGUCCUGACGUUUGGCUUCACCACCAGCCUCUUCUUCGGCACCGUCUUCAGCUGCAUCCCCGUCGAGCGAGCGUGGAACCCGACUGUGCCUGGCCAUUGUCUAAACCCUAUCUAUCUGCCAUACGUCUCUGGUAUCUCGAGCUCAGCUUUGGACCUGUACACGCUCGUGCUGCCUGUGCCUGUCGUGGUGGGACUCAACAUGGACUUGAAGAGGAAGCUCAAGGUAGUUGCGGUGUUUGGCAUUGGUCUCUUUGCCUGCGCUGCCAGCCUUGUCCGGCUUGGAAUGACACCGAUUCUCCGCAGCAAUCCCGAUGCUUCCUGGAACCUCUCCUGGAUGGCCGUGUGGGCCACCGUCGAGAUCAACGUCGGCCUCACCUGCGCCUGUCUGAUGCUUCUCCCCGCCUUCCUCAACCACGUCCUCGAGGGCCCCAUCAUGGACUCCAUGUCUCGCCUCUUCUCCGGCGCCUUUGGGCGCAUCUCCGGACGGAGAACGCAAGAGAGCAAGUCGCCCAUCGGGGGCCACGACACUUGGGUGCCCUACGUUCAGCAGCGAGACUCGGAUUCGCAGUUUAAAGGCAUCAACAGCCACCAGAUGACGAAAAAGGCCGCGAUAUUCACUUCGGAGGUUUUCUGUUUGCCCUUUUGCGUUCAUGAUCACUUUCUUGAGGCCUGGGUCUACUUUUGA